Molecule: messenger RNA, 1704 nt
Organism: Plasmodium falciparum 3D7
Lineage: Eukaryota; Apicomplexa; Aconoidasida; Haemosporida; Plasmodiidae
Gene: FIKK12
Product: serine/threonine protein kinase, FIKK family
Molecular function (GO): ATP binding; protein tyrosine kinase activity; protein serine kinase activity
Source: RefSeq, a predicted model, not a curated record
AUGUAUAUUUUGAGAAAUAUGUUCUGUAUAAAAUUUAUGUUAUAUUUUUUAUGGUUAUUGUAUUUAUUGUUCUUGAAUAUUGAGUUUAUUAAAUUUAAAACAUUUCAAUCAUUAGUUUCAUAUGAUAGACCUUCAAAAUGUUUAUCUGAAAAUAGUAAGCAUCACGUGAACUCUGAUAAUAACAAAGGUAAUAAGUUGUUUGGUCAGAAGCAGUUUGGAAACAUAAAUAAGUGUGAUGUUAAAGAUGAUGAAUUAAAAAUAUCUAAAGAUAAUACAAGCAAGAAAAAGAAAAUAUGUUUUAAAAAAGAGAAAAGGUCGAAUGAAGAAGAGUAUAAUAAUUUAGAAAAGGAGAGUGUAGAAGGUACUUGUAAUUUAUUAAAUAUAUUAAAUGUAGAGAAAACAAAAGUUUUUGAUAAUUAUGAAAGUACAUAUAAACAUGGAGAAAAUAAUGAUAUAAUAUGUAUGUCUAAUUUAAAAGAGGACGAAUCGAAAGAGAAUUAUAUUUAUAAUUGGAAUUUAGGUAAAGAGUCCUUAGUAAAGUUUUUAGGUUUUUCAGACUAUUUUAAGAUAAAUGGAGUAAAAUAUUCAGAUUUUGAAUUAACAUCUAUUCCUAUAAUUGGUGAAAAUAAAAGUAAAGGUAGGGUUCAAGAAAUGUUUAAAACAGUUAUUCCUUCAAAUGAUGGGGACCCUGCGAAGGAAGUAAAAUUAUUUAUAAAAAGGAUACCUGUUGAAUGGUGGAUAAAACAGUUUAACUUAAUGGAAAAAUACGAUGGAGAAUAUUUAGUAAAAGCAGAGAAUUAUGUUAUGGAAGGAGUUGCUUUAUCUUUUUUAAGUGAACAUCAUCCAGGUAUUGCACCUAAAUUAUUAAAAAUAUUAUAUGAUGGAAAAAAUGUAAAUCAUGAUAUAAUGGAAGAAUAUAAAUUUAAAGAUAUAUAUGAAUUUAAUAAUAUGUUAAUUGAAAGAAUAAAUAACAAUAUGGAUGGAUAUAUUGUUAUGGUUUCUGAAUUAUUUGGUGAGGAUUUAUUUGAUUUUAAUAAAAGAUUUACAAAAGAAAAAUCUGAUGUAAGAAAUAGUGAUGAAUUCAAAAAAGAAUUACUUUAUAAAUGCUUACGUUUAUUAGUAAGAUUACAUAGUGCAGGUUUAAGUCAUUUAGAUUUAACUGCUGAAAAUGUAUUAAUAACAGAUGAUUAUGAUAUACGUUUAUGUGAUUUUGCUAAAAGUACACCUCUUUAUUCAGAUAAAUUAAGACAUAUAGAUAAAAAGAAAAAAAAAAAAGUGUACUUAUUUGAAUCAUGCGUACCAACUAUAGGAAAACGUGAAUAUACACCAAUAGAGUGUUGGCGAAUUCGAAAAAAGUUGAGAGAAAAAAAUAUAACAGAUCCCUUUGAACAUGUAAAAACUAUUUCUAUGCAAAGGUUCAGAAAAGAAUAUUAUUUUAAUGUUUCACACGCUGAUUAUUUUAUGCUAGGAGUUUUAUUCAUAUGGAUUUGGAACUGUGGCCAUAUGUGGAAAACAUCUUUUCCAUCUGAGAGUGUAAACUUUACAACUUUUCUUGAAAACAAUAUGAAUUUGAGUUGCUAUCCGUCAACUAAAUCAUGGCCAAGCGAUUUCAAAUUUAUAGUUAAGGAAUUGAUGAAUGAGGAAUGCAGGAAAAAACUGAAUUUAAAAAAUUUAAUGACACACCCAUGGUUUAACGAAACAUAA